AUGUCCCCUUGCUCUGCAGUAUUUUACAGCUUACCACCGAGCACAUGUAGUCGGCCAAGCAACAGUAUGCCAUUUCAAACUCAAUCAUGUUUUCCAGACGUUUGGAUGUACCAACAAGCCCAUGGACAUUACUUGAAUUGGAUACAUCCUAAAUACACCAACUGUGAAGAUCAAUCUUCAUUGAUAAAAUACAAAAUUUGUGAAACCAAUAAAAAACGACCAAGUGUUAUUCAAAGUACUGGGCGAGUAUUACCUUUAGAUGAAGCAGGUACUAACAUUCCAUUAACUAAUGUUUUACCACUUCCUUCAAAGCCGUUGGAUGUAAAUCAUAUCAUCUCAAAUCAUAAAGGAACUGACAAUAAAACUGUCAUGCUCAAGAAGAAGCAGUUGAGUAGUGAAAGGUUAGUUCAUGAAGUGUAUGAAAAUCAGAAUAUUUCGGAUCCCCAACAAGUGUCCAGUAAGACUUGGGCUACUAAGAUUUCAGUACUUGACGCACCUGAAGAGAAAGGGUACAGAUUUUGUUGCCGUUUUUGUAACAAACAAUAUCACUGGCGUUCACAUUGGAAAGCUCAUGAAAGAAUACAUACUGGAGAACGACCUUUUAAAUGUGAAAUUUGUGGGAAAGAUUUCACAAGAUCUGAUGGUUUACAAUGCCAUAAACACACUCAUUUGAGGAAGAAAGAUUCAACAAAUUUAAUGAUUAAAAAUGAAGAGUAUGUACCAAAAGGUGAAUCAUUCAAUGACGGCAAUGACAAGUCUUCUGAAGAAGUAGAGCUAAAAAAUGAGGGGAAGGAACAUUUCAAGAAUCGAUUGCAUAACAAGGUAAAAUUUUCGAAAGCCAAAAAAGGCUUUCAUUGCCAUUUAUGCAGAAAAAGCUUUUACAGUUCAAACGGGUUGCAACAUCAUUUACGCCAGCAUAGCAAAGUCAAAGGUGUGGCCGGAAACUUUCACGAUAGAUGUUGA
Messenger RNA from Paramuricea clavata, 963 nucleotides. The record is from the annotation of a GenBank genome assembly. Lineage: Eukaryota; Metazoa; Cnidaria; Anthozoa; Malacalcyonacea; Plexauridae.